AUAUGUUUGCAUUUAGAGAAUAAAGUGAAGUCAAAUAUGGAAGAGUCUUCCAAGGCUUCCACCUCUUCUCUUAGCUUUAUAGUUGAGCAAGUACAAGCAGAACCAGAGCCUCCUCACGAGGCUGUGUUUCUCGUCUUAGCUUACCUUCCAGUGUACGAGCUUCUAGUCAUGUCUCAAGUUUGCACAUCACUAAGGGAUGCAGUGAACGAUGAUGUAUUGCCAUGGCUCAAUGUUAUUGUCGAAAGGCCUCUGAAUUCGAGACUCUCUGACGAGAUUCUAAUGAAAAUAACCUCCAAGGCCAAUGGUAGGCUCAAAACUUUGGCUUUGAUGAACUGCAUCCACAUUACCGAUGAGGGGCUCCAAAGGGUCGUAGAACAAAACCCUCUCAUAAACAAGCUCCAUAUACCAGCAUGCACUAGCUUAACCCCUGAAGGAGUUCUAUGUUCCGUGAAAACGCUGUGCCAAAUGAGCAACUGCUUAAGCACCUUAAGUUUAAACGGCAUCUACAACCUGCAGAAGGAGCAUCUUGACAUGCUUGCCUUGAACCUCAGAAAGAACCUGCAUUUAGGGGAGCAACAACCGCAGCAGCCUAUCUACUAUCAUGAACGUGGUAGCAUUUCAUUAUUUAAGCAAGAAGAAAGCCACCGGAUUAUUGAUUUGGAGAUAUGUCCCAAGUGCUUUGAGGUGAGGAUGGUUUAUGAUUGCCCCAAAGGGAUGUGCAAGAUGAGGGAAUGGCCCCUAGCUCAUUGUAGGGGAUGCAUAUUUUGUAUUCCAAGGUGUGAAAACUGUGGUGAAUGUAUUGGAUCCGAAGAAGCGGAAGAGGGUGCCUGUGGAGAUAUCUUGUGCCUUGAAUGUUGGUUAAAGCUUCCCAAGUGCAGUUUCUGUAACAAACCAUACUGUAAGCAACACACAAGUUGGUGGUGCACUUCUUCAGACUCUUUAUUCCUCUGUAAAGUUUGUGAUGAAAAUUCUCAUGGAUAUACUUACACUGAUGUUCUGUAAUGAAGUGUUAAGCUCAUGAUAAGCUAAAUUAUCAUGCCUCGCACUAUGUAGUUUUGUUGUAACUUGUAUAUAAAGAUUAUAGCACUAUAGAAAUUAUUGCUGAU
Messenger RNA from Gastrolobium bilobum, 1106 nucleotides. RefSeq names its product F-box protein SKIP28. Bases 37 to 1002 code for a protein of 321 amino acids. The transcript has 2 exons. Gene Ontology annotation, molecular function: protein binding. Lineage: Eukaryota; Viridiplantae; Streptophyta; Magnoliopsida; Fabales; Fabaceae. Gene Ontology annotation, cellular component: cytoplasm. The record is from RefSeq and is a predicted model, not a curated record.